AUGGCAAUUGACUCCAUCCUGGACGGAUCUUCCUCCCCGAGAGACGACUCCGAGCCUUAUAUCAACGAUAUCGUGCUUGUGCGGAGCUCGAGAUCCCGGACGAGACACGAGUCGCGGAGGGGCCUUUAGCUGGGGAGUUGCAGUGGUAUGAUUGGAGUUGACGGGUGGGUUUCAACGAUGCAUUCUUUUUCUAUUUAUAUUGAUUUAUGUUUUUCGAGCCAUUUGGUAUGGCUUUUUGCUGUGAUAUCCCUGGUUAUUAUUCAUUAUUUGCUUUGUUGGUUAUUGUUGUGAUCAUUGCGGUUUGUGUUCUCGCUUUUCAUACCCAUUUUAUAUCCUUGUUGUUGGUUUUCUCCCUCCCUUUCUCUCUCCCCCCUUUCUCAUAUUUACACUACUAUACGCAUCUUGAUCUAACAUGGAAUGAUCAUCGGAAUGGGACGCCCUCUUCAUCUCGGGUUCUGCUUCGCAUGAUUUGACGUGUUUACUUGGAAACACUCUAGAAGUCUUUG
Messenger RNA from Aspergillus campestris IBT 28561, 506 nucleotides. RefSeq lists its product as uncharacterized. NCBI's taxonomy places the organism in Eukaryota, Fungi, Ascomycota, Eurotiomycetes, Eurotiales, Aspergillaceae. The transcript has a single exon. The coding region runs from base 207 to 473 and encodes 88 amino acids. The record is from RefSeq and is a predicted model, not a curated record.